AUGCUCUUGGCGGUUCUUGUCAUGCUUCUUCUGAUUAUUGACUUUGUGAGGAAGAGGCGUCCCAGGAAUUUCCCUCCAGGGCCACAGCUAUUUCCUCUUGUGGGAACCAUCGUGGAUUUAAGGCAACCUCUCCAUCUUGAGAUGCAGAAGCUUACUGCAAGGUAUGGGAACAUCUUCAGCGUGCAGUUCGGAGGUCUGACUUUUGUGGUAGUCAGUGGGUACCAAAUGGUGAGAGAAGCUCUUGUCCACCAGGCUGAAAUAUUUGCAGAUCGGCCGCAUAUUCCACUUCUCCAAGAAAUUUUUAGAGGCUUUGGUCUCAUAUCCUCAAAUGGGCACAUAUGGAGGCAACAGAGAAAGUUUGUCUUAGCGACACUGAAAAACACUGUGGUCAGUUUUGAGUCAAAAGUGCAAGAAGAGAGCCAGUACCUCGUGGAGGCAAUGGAGGAAGAGAAGGGGCAACCGUUUGACCCUCAUUACAAAAUUAAUAGUGCUGUUUCAAAUAUUAUCUGUUCCAUAACUUUUGGGAACCGCUUCGACUACCACGACAGCAACUUCCAGGAAUUACUGCACUUGCUCGCAGAAACACUGCUGCUGAUAGGAAGCUUCUGGGGCCAGCUGUAUAAUGCUUUCCCUCUGAUAAUGAGAUGGCUACCAGGGCCCUUCAGGAAAAUCUUCAGGCACUGGCAGAAACUUCAGCGUUUUGUGAGGGGAGUGAUUGCAAAACACAAGGAGAACUUGGACCAGUCUGACUUGGGAGAUUACAUUGACUGUUACUUAAAGGAAAUAGAAAAGGAUGACACCAACUCCUAUUUCCAUGAGGAAAAUCUGCUCUGCUCCACACUGGACCUCUUCUUGACUGGGACAGAGACAACAGCAACCGCCAUCCGUUGGGCUCUGCUCUACAUGGCUGUGUAUCCCCACAUUCAGGAGAAAGUGCAGCUUGAAAUUGAUGCUGUGAUUGGCCAGUGCCGCCGGCCCACCAUGGAGGACAAGGAGCACAUGCCCUACACCAGUGCAGUGCUGAGCGAGGUGCUGCGAAUGGGCAACAUCGUGCCAUUGGGAGUGCCCAGGAUGUCCACCAAUGACACCACCUUGGCUGGCUUCCACGUGCCCAAGGGUACCACGCUGAUGACCAGCCUGACUUCAAUAAUGUUUGACAAAAACGUGUGGGAGACUCCAGACACCUUUAAUCCUGAACACUUCCUGGAGAACGGCCAGUACAGGAGGCGGGAGGCUUUCCUGCCCUUCUCUGCAGGCAAGCGUGCCUGUCCUGGUGAGCAGCUGGCCAGGACUGAGCUCUUCAUCUUCUUCACUUCCCUGCUGCAGAAAUUCACCUUCCAGGCUCCGUCUGCCACUGUGCUGAGCUUUGCCUUCACAAUCAGCCUCACGCGCUGCCCCAAGCCCUUCCAACUCUGUGCCCUGCCUCGCCGCUGA
This is a messenger RNA of Centrocercus urophasianus (Greater sage-grouse), 1434 nucleotides long. RefSeq names its product cytochrome P450 2J2. Bases 1 to 1434 code for a protein of 477 amino acids. The record is from RefSeq and is a predicted model, not a curated record. Gene Ontology annotation, biological process: xenobiotic metabolic process. Lineage: Eukaryota; Metazoa; Chordata; Aves; Galliformes; Phasianidae. Gene Ontology annotation, cellular component: intracellular membrane-bounded organelle; cytoplasm. The transcript is spliced from 9 exons. Gene Ontology annotation, molecular function: iron ion binding; oxidoreductase activity, acting on paired donors, with incorporation or reduction of molecular oxygen, reduced flavin or flavoprotein as one donor, and incorporation of one atom of oxygen; heme binding.